GGAUUUGGCUUCUGUGCAAUUAACAGGAACUCCAAAUAGAUGGGAGGUCUUGUCUGCAGCUCCUGCCACUAUAAAGGAUGAAGCUGGUAAUAUAGUACAGAUUCCAGGUGCUGCCACAGUAACUUCAAGUGGGCAGUAUGUCCUUCCUAUUCAGAGUUUGCAAAAUCAACAAAUCUUUUCUGUUGCACCAGGAUCAGAUUCGUCGAAUGGUACAGUGUCUAACGUACAAUACCAAGUAAUACCCCAGAUCCAGACAGCGGAUGGUCAGCAGGUUCAACUUGGCUUUGCAGCCUCUUCUGAUAAUAGCAGUAUAAAUCAAGAAACUGGUCAAAUUCAGAUCAUUCCUGGCUCUAAUCAAACCAUCAUUGCCUCUGGAACACCUUCAGCUAAUAUUCAGAAUAUCUUAUCACAGUCUGGUCAAGUCCAGGUUCAGGGAGUUGCAAUUGGUGGUUCAUCUUUCCCUGGCCAAGCGCAAGUAGUUGCUAACGUCCCUCUUGGACUGCCAGGAAAUAUUACUUUUGUACCCAUCAACAGUGUUGAUCUAGAUUCUCUGGGACUUGGCAGUGGUUCUCAAACCAUGACAGCAGGCAUUAAUGCAGAUGGGCACUUGAUAAAUACUGGACAGGCCAUGGAUAGUUCAGAUAAUUCCGAACGGACUGGUGAGCAAGUUUCUCCUGAAAUUACAGAAACAGCCACUGAUAAUGACUUAUUUGUGCCAACAUCAUCUUCAUCACAAUUGCCCGUUACCAUAGACAGUUCAAGUAUAUUGGAACAAAAUGCAAACAACUUGACCACGACUAGUGGUCAAGUUCAUAGUUCUGAUCUUCAGGGAAAUUACAUCCAGACAUCAGUCUCUGAUGACACGCAGGCUCAGAAUAUUCAGGUCUCCACAGCACAGCCAAUUGUACAACACAUACAGCUGCAAGAGUCUCAGCAGCCAACCAGUCAAGCCCAGAUUGUACAAGGUAUUGCGCAACAGACAAUCCAUGGUGUGCAGGCGAGUCAAAGUAUAUCUCAACAGGCUCUUCAAAAUCUUCAACUGCAGCUGAAUCCUGGAACUUUUUUAAUUCAGGCACAAACAGUGACCCCUUCUGGGCAGAUAACCUGGCAGACAUUUCAAGUGCAAGGAGUUCAGAACUUGCAGAACUUGCAAAUUCAGAAUGCACCUGGUCAACAAAUAACUCUAACCCCUGUGCAGACUCUCACUCUUGGUCAAGUUGCAGCAGGUGGGGCGUUGACGUCAACUCCAGUUAGUCUAAGCACUGCUCAAUUGCCAAAUCUACAGACAGUUACAGUAAACUCUAUAGAUUCUGCUGGUAUUCAGCUGCAUCAAGGAGAAAAUGCUGGCAGUCCCGCAG
Molecule: messenger RNA, 1358 nt
Organism: Cariama cristata (Red-legged seriema)
Lineage: Eukaryota; Metazoa; Chordata; Aves; Cariamiformes; Cariamidae
Product: transcription factor Sp3
Exons: 1
Source: RefSeq, a predicted model, not a curated record